Messenger RNA from Peromyscus maniculatus bairdii (prairie deer mouse), 486 nucleotides. RefSeq names its product keratin-associated protein 13-1-like. NCBI's taxonomy places the organism in Eukaryota, Metazoa, Chordata, Mammalia, Rodentia, Cricetidae. The record is from RefSeq and is a predicted model, not a curated record.
AUGGCCUACAGCUGCUGCUCUGGAAACUUCUCCUCCUGCUCCCUUAGGAGCUGCUUGCCUUCCUCAGGGUCCUCCUGUGGUUCUCCCUACCCCAGCAACCUGGUCUAUACCACUACCAGCUGCUCUCCCAGCACCUGCCAGCUGGGAUCCUCUCUGAACACUGGCUGUCAGGAGACCUGCAUUGAGCCCACCAGCUGCCAGAGGUCCUGUGUGGUGUCCAGCCCCUGCCAGACAGCCUGCUACUACCCCAGGAGCUCCACACCUUGCAGUCCCUGCCAGGGAACAUAUGCUGGAUCUCUGGACUUUUGGUCCAGCAGCUGCUGUUGCCUGGGCUAUGGAUCUGGAAGCUGCUACUCAGCAGGCUGUGGAUGCAGUGGCUUCAGAUCUCUGACUUAUAGACUCUAUGACUUCCCUUUCUUGAAUGAUGGGUCCAGAAUCUGCUACCCAACUUACUUAGCUGCUAGUUCCUGUCAACCUUGUUGUUGA